GAUCCUGAGCCGCAGGUCUUGGCGCUGUUCCAGCUUUCAAUUUCAUGAGCAGGAAAAUCGAAACUUGAGCUCAGCUGAGACUCAGUCAGAGGUGUGUCCCUCUCGCCCGUGUGAUAGGCUGGCCCAGUGCAUAUAAACAGAAUCCCCAGGUUCCGUGCAGCCCCGGGGCACACGGCCACCAUGUGGAUGCUGGCGCCCUUUGCUCUUGCUGGAAAGCUGCUGAGUGCCCUCCGGAAGCCACUAGGCUCUCUGUGGGGCAGCGUGGUCCCCUGGUUCUUCUGGCUCAGGUCAGCACUCUGGCUGGCAGGGGCCAAGAACACCCGCUUGCCACCUCCGAGGGGCCAGGGAGAACGGCAGGAGAGCAGAGGGGAGGAGGAGGAGGGCCCAGACCCGCCCACCACCCCCACCAGCGUCAACUACCACUUCACCCGCCAGUGCAACUAUAAGUGUGGCUUCUGCUUCCACACGGCCAAGACGUCCUUCGUGCUGCCCCUGGCGGAGGCCAAGCGAGGGCUUCGGAUGCUGCAGGAAGCCGGGAUGGAGAAGAUAAACUUUUCGGGCGGAGAGCCGUUUAUUCACGACCGCGGCGAGUACCUGGGCAAGCUGGUGAGGUUCUGCAAAGAGGAGCUGCGGCUGCCCAGCGUGAGCAUCGUCAGCAACGGGAGCCUGAUCCGCGAGCGCUGGUUCCAGAACUACGGUGAGUAUCUGGACAUCCUCGCCAUCUCCUGUGACAGCUUUGAUGAACAAGUCAAUGUCCUCAUCGGCCGUGGUCAAGGAAAGAAGAACCAUGUGGAAAAUCUUCAGAAACUGAGGGCGUGGUGUCGCGAUUACAGAGUGGCCUUCAAGAUAAAUUCUGUCAUUAAUCGAUUCAACGUGGACGAGGAUAUGAGGGAGCCCAUUAAAGCCUUGAAUCCUGUCCGCUGGAAAGUGUUCCAGUGCCUCCUGAUUGAGGGCGAGAAUUCCGGAGAGGAAGCUCUGAGGGAAGCGCAACAAUUCGUUAUCAGCGACGAAGAAUUUGAAGGGUUCUUAGACCGCCACAACGAGGUGUCCUGUCUGGUGCCCGAGUCCAACCAGAAGAUGAAGGAUUCCUACCUUAUUCUGGAUGAGUAUAUGCGCUUCCUAAAUUGUAGGAAUGGACGGAAGGACCCUUCCAAGUCAAUCCUGGAUGUUGGUGUAGAGGAAGCUAUCAAAUUCAGUGGAUUUGAUGAAAAGAUGUUUCUGAAGCGAGGAGGGAAGUAUGUGUGGAGCAAGGCAGAUCUGAAGCUGGACUGGUAGAGCUGGACGAGGAGCCAACAUCCCCGCACCGGUGGGGACUCUCAGACUCAAGGUGUGGCAACUUCCGGGAGCGGCACUUCCUGUCGGCGUUUUGCUAUGGCCCCAGAGCUGAUUUUCUGUUGCGCAGGCUCUCCGAUGAUCUGUGGUACCUGAACACACGAAUCACUUGGGCCAUCAAAACCCACAUAUAAUGCCGAGCCAUUAACUUUAGUUAAUUUGCUUAUUUGAAAUUUUGGUUUUUGAGCAGUGUUUUCUGGGACUCCUGGUUCCCCAGUUUUGAUGUUAUGUUUCCAAUCCUUUCAUAGAGUCAGGUUGUUGUUUUUUGUUUUUUGUUUUUCUGCUAAAUACGAAGAUGCCAAUUUUCACACCCAGAGCCAGUACAAAAUCUCUCCCCCAACUGCUCUGCUUGUUGUAAUGCUCUUUCCUUUCUGCCUUUCUACCGCUGAAGUCUUGGACUCUUUACCCAGAGGUCUAGAAAUGGUCAGCAGAUGUUUCAAAGAGUAGGCAGUGAUCACCUUUCCAGCUUCCAGUAAGUACCUCGAAGGAGAUGGUUGGUCUUCCCGUGCUCUGCACGACCCUGGCCCGCGCUGACUGUUCUGCGAAUGUGAGCCAUCUCUGCGGCUCUCCUUCCUUUCCAAGAGUCUCAGCUAAAGCAACAAACCCUGUGCACUUCGUGACAAAGCUGACACAGGGUCCGUGCUUGGGUUGCCUUACGAACCUGUUACUCCUGCCACCUGAGUCUGCCAAGUGAGUUCUGCCAAAUGAGUUCAUUGGAAUAGACAGUUGUCCCCACAUCUCUGAGAAAUGAUGCCUUAUGGCUCAGAUGGUUAAGCCUUCAGCUCAUGCCACGACCUCCAGGUCCUGGGAUCGAUCGAGCCCUGCAUCGGGCUUCUGGCU
Messenger RNA from Mustela erminea (ermine), 2172 nucleotides. RefSeq names its product radical S-adenosyl methionine domain containing 2 (gene RSAD2). The coding region runs from base 181 to 1275 and encodes 364 amino acids. The transcript is spliced from 6 exons. NCBI's taxonomy places the organism in Eukaryota, Metazoa, Chordata, Mammalia, Carnivora, Mustelidae. Gene Ontology annotation, cellular component: endoplasmic reticulum membrane; endoplasmic reticulum; mitochondrion. The record is from RefSeq and is a predicted model, not a curated record. Gene Ontology annotation, molecular function: 4 iron, 4 sulfur cluster binding; catalytic activity. Gene Ontology annotation, biological process: defense response to virus; positive regulation of immune response.